AUGCAGCUCAAGAACCUCGCCCUCGCCGCCGGUGUCAGCGCCGUUGCCUCUGCUGCCCCCUCCACCCAGUCCAAGACAUUCGGUGUCGUUGCCAUUCACUCCGGCAGUGGAGUUCAGUACUCUGCCUUCAACGCCGCGAAGAGCAGCAUCUUCGCUGGCCUACCCAACCAGGGUGCCAGCUGUGCUCGUCCCAAGGAGCAGCAGGCCACUUUCUACAUCAACGACGGUGCUCUAUACCUCUAUGACCAGUCCGCCACUCCUCAGGAGAUCUACGUUGAUCGUUCCGGCAUGGGCCAGGGCAAGAUCGGAUACACCACUGGCGCUCAGCCCGCCCCCAAGAACGCAGAGCGCAAGGGUUGGACCCAGAAGGAUGGCCACCUCCAGUUCGGCGGUAACGACCUGAUUGCCUGCCCCAACAGCAUUGACGGUGCCUGGAGCAUCUGGGCCUCCGCGGGCGUCUCCAACCCCGCCGGCAACAAGGACUGCGUGGGCAUUGCCGCCCGCGUCGAGGAGACCGCUAAGCCCAACGGCUGCAGCUACACCUCCUAA
Messenger RNA from Penicillium salamii, 549 nucleotides. The record is from the annotation of a GenBank genome assembly. Lineage: Eukaryota; Fungi; Ascomycota; Eurotiomycetes; Eurotiales; Aspergillaceae.